UAUAGAUAGGCUAAGCGUUAACAAAUCAAUUGCGUAUGGCUGACUUGGAAAAUAACACACGCCUAAAAAGAAGCUUAAUGCUUUCUGAGUAAUUGAAACCCUCAGGUCUGACAAGGGCAAAAUGACAUUUAGUGCAUUACGAUCGUUACAACUCUCACGGCGAUCGCUCUUUCUAAAUUGUUCUCGCUCUCAUUCAACCAAUACCUUUCCACUCACCGUACGAUCCUUACUAGAUAACAAUGUCGAAGCAGGAAGCGAUGUAACCGUUAAAGGCUGGGUGCGAUCUGUUCGUAAACAAAAGCAGAUCUCGUUCGCCAACAUUAAUGACGGAACAAGUGUCAGGGGUCUGCAGGCGAUCUUGAGCUCAGAACAAGCUGAAAGGUUGAGCACCGGAUCUUGUGUGGAGUUACAAGGUACUUUGGUUAAAAGUCCCGGCAAGGAACAAGGCAAAGAACUGCAAGUCAGCAGUAUGGAUAUACUCGGAGAGUGUGAUAGUACGUUCCCAAUGCAAAAGAAGAGACAUACUUUCGAAUAUCUACGAACCAUAAACCAUCUGCGUGCUCGAGGCAACGCUGGCAGUGCAUCAUUACGGGUUCGCCAUGCAGCACGACAAGGACUUCAGGACUAUUUUGCGAAACAUGAAUUCACCCAAGUCGAUACACCUAUCCUGACAUCACACGAUUGCGAAGGGGGUGGCGAAGUGUUCAAAGUGACGCCCGGAUCAGCAGCAUCCGGUAACGCGGAAUUCUUCAACAAGCCUGCGUUCCUGACUGUGUCCGGUCAGCUACACGCGGAGAUGUUUGCUUCAGCAUUAUCCAGAGUAUACACAUUUGGCCCAGUGUUUCGUGCCGAGGAAUCAUUGACAUCGCGUCACUUGGCCGAGUUUUGGAUGUUAGAAGCCGAAGUAGCCUUCAUCGAUCUCGAACAACUGCUGGAUAUCACAGAAGGCAGCAUCAAACACGCCACGCGCCAUGUCCUCGACACCUGCCCCGAAGAGAUGGAGUUCUUUGACAAAUGGGUGGCUAAAAAGGAUGUGAAAGGAAAACCCGCCCUGCUCAAGCGGCUUCGCAACAGUCUUGACAAACCUUUUGCAAGGAUUGACUACAAAGAAGCCGUUCAACUCUUACAAGGAGCCAACAAGAAGUUUGAGUUUCCAACGACGUGGGGAAGCAGCUUGCAAUCAGAACACGAACGUUAUCUGGCAUCUGAGGAGUGCAAAGACCGACCGGUGUUUGUAAAGAACUACCCAAGCGACCAAAAACCAUUCUAUAUGCUCGAAAAUGACGGAAAACAGAAGAAUAACACUUAUGUCGAUGAGCACGGAUCAACAGUCGCCUGCUUCGACUUGCUAUUACCGGGUAUUGGCGAGCUCGUGGGUGGAUCCAUGCGUGAAGAUCGAGAAGAUGUGCUGGAAAGCAAGAUGAAAGCUGCUGGUAUGGACACCGAGGAAUACGGAUGGUAUCUGGAACUUCGUAAAUACGGAAGUGCACCGCAUGGAGGUUAUGGAAUCGGAUUCGAACGAUUUAUGUUGUGGUUGACAGGAUUUGAGAACGUUAGAGAGGUUGUACCUGUGCCUCGUUGGGUGGGCCACUGCAAAUACUAGAAAAAAAAAGUUGAUAGAUUUAUUGUAAAAUGCCAAUUUUAAUACAUUGAAGGAUUAUAGACCUUAAGCAUAAUACUUCAUAGCUUGGC
Messenger RNA from Zychaea mexicana, 1692 nucleotides. Its product is annotated as asparaginyl-tRNA synthetase. The record is from RefSeq and is a predicted model, not a curated record. Lineage: Eukaryota; Fungi; Mucoromycota; Mucoromycetes; Mucorales; Lichtheimiaceae. The transcript has 4 exons. Gene Ontology annotation, biological process: asparaginyl-tRNA aminoacylation. Gene Ontology annotation, cellular component: mitochondrion. Gene Ontology annotation, molecular function: nucleic acid binding; ATP binding; asparagine-tRNA ligase activity. The coding region runs from base 122 to 1603 and encodes 493 amino acids.